CAUCAAAUGUUAUUAGUUUGCUCGAUCGCCCACGCAACAACCCCUUAUCGACAUACAUUCUAAUUUCCAACCCCCAUGUUACAGGCUGCCACGUACCUUAAACAAACCCCAGUGCAGUGACCGAUAUCUUACAACCCUAAUUUAAUUAGUAGUUUGUUAAAACUAGCAAGCAUUGCAUCAGUUCACCCUCAACCACCCGACACUUCAAAAUGAAAUCGAGAAGGUGCCUUCCUGUGAUUCUGUGUUGGUGUACAGUUUUUGUGCUCUUAGUGGCUGUAGGGUUUGUUCUUGUUUUUGUGUGGCCAGUGCUUUUCAAACAUAUAUUGGACAGUAACAUGGUUCUAACGAAAACUUCGCAUACUUUCGAACUGUGGAAGAAGUUCCCGCAUUCGUUUCCCAUCGAUUUUUAUUUUUUCAAUUGGACUAAUCCUGAAGAUGUGUACAACGAAACGGUUAAACUCAAAUUUAACCAAAUGGGACCUUAUAAGUUUUUGGAAACGAAAGAAAAGAGUGAUAUUGUAUGGAAUGAUAACGGGACGGUUAGUUUUAAACAUUUGAAGCAUUGGUACUACGAUGAUAAGAGCUCGAAUCACGAUAUUAGAGAAGAAGUUACCACGAUUAAUCCAGUGGCUGUCUCAGCAGUGUAUACUUCCAGAGCGUGGAGCUAUUUCGUCCGAAAAGGCCUGUCCUUGUCUCUCUCCAGCAUAACUCCCACUAUCCAUCUCACUCGAAGAGUAGGCCAGAUGCUAUUCGAAGGUUACAAAGAUCCAAUGAUCACUGUGGCCAAAACGCUACCGUUUCUAGCAGGAACCUCUCUCCCACCAUGGGACAGAUUUGGGUGGUUCUACACGAGAAACGGCUCCUCCGACUACGAGGGCGUUUUCAACAUGGGCACUGGUAUUAAUUCGGUCUUUGGCAAACUGUACACCUGGAACUACUGGACACAGACUCCCUUCUUCGAAGGAAAUUGCGCUAAAGUCAACGGUUCAGCAGGAGAAUUUUUCGGCCCUCCGAAUAAAGAGUCAAUCAGCUUUUUUUCGCCCGAUUUGUGUCGAACGAUGACUCUGAGAUACUCCGGCCAGACUGUUAUAAAUAACAUUCUAGGAAACAGAUACGUCGUUGACGAACUUAUGCUCGAUAAUGGAACUCUGUAUCCUGAAAAUUCGUGUUUCUGCAACGGUGAGUGCGUCCCGUCUGGCUUGGUCAACGUUUCCAGCUGCCGUUUUGGCUCUCCAUCGUUCGCGUCUUUGCCUCAUUUCUACAAAGCAGAUCCGUACUAUCUGGAACCAAUCGAAGGACUGCAACCGGACAAAGACAAGCACGAUUUCUAUAUGGUGUUAGAGCCUACGACGGGUAUUCCUUUAGAGGUCAGUGCUAAAUUGCAAAUAAAUCUUCUAAUGCAACCGGUUUCGGGAAUCGCGAUGUACGAGAAUGUUCCUAAAGUCUUUAUACCGAUGCUAUGGUUUGAACAGAGUGUGACUAUACCGAACCAUGAAGCCUUUAUUUUGAAGCUGUUGUUGAAUUUGCCAAUCAUUUGCACUUCUGUAGGAGUGUUAAUGAUCUUCUUCGGGUUUAUUGUGAUGGGGUGCCUUAUUUAUAAAGUGUGCACUAUGAACAUUUGUGGAAGGAAGAAAAAGAAGUUUUUGUAUUCGACUGAGCAGAGCAUUCCUCUAAAAUCAUUAUGUUCGGUAAGUAUAAUCAAAAUGAACUCGAACAGCGUACUGUUCCAAAAGAGAUUUCUGUUUUGCGUUAGUUUACUAUUUAGUAUUUGUGGACUUGCUUUUAUUUGUCUAUGGCCUGCACUUUUCAACUUUUUAUUAACACUACGAGAACUCAAUCUGAUUUACAAAUAUUGGAAGGUCAUUCCAGUGGCUCUGAAAACGGAAUUUCAUUUCUUCAAUUGGACAAAUCCGGAAGAUUUUUACAACUUGUCGGUGAAACCUAGGUUCGAAGAAACGGGACCUUACAGAUUUUGGCAGAAUGAAGAGAAGACCGAUAUUAUUUGGAACGACAAUGGAACAAUUACGUUCAAACAAAGAAAAUCUUGGUAUGCUGACAACGAGAAAAAUGGCGACUUGAAAGAUAAAAUCAACACCAUGAACCCAGUUCCUCUAGCCGCAUCAUACAUCUUGCGAAACUGGAAUUACUUCGUCAAAAAAGGUCUUUUUGUUACCCUGUACCCUCUCUUUCGCAACUUGAAAAUGACAAAAACUGCUAAGGAACUCCUUUUUGAUGGGUAUCCAGAACCGUUAAUCAAAGUAGUAAGAGCUGUUCCCCUUUUUGAAAAAUAUAACAUUCCCGCUUGGGACCGAUUUGGUUGGCUCUAUAAUAGAAAUGGAUCGUCCGAGUUCGAUGGCACUUUCAACAUGGGUACCGGUAUUAACUCAACCUUUGGCGAAAUUAACACUUGGGAUGGGAAGAAACGAACUCCGUUUUUUGAUGGGUCGUGUGCUUCAGUCUAUGGUUCCGCAGGCCAAGUUUUCCCGAGAAAUUUGCAAAAAGACGUCAUUAAACUCUUUUCGUCAGACUUACGCAGAAGCGUUAACAUGACGUUUGAACGGGAAGAAAUAGUAUCGGGUAUACUGGGUUACAAAUACAUGGUAGAUGACAGAGCUUUGGACAAUGGCACGAUUUACCCACAAAACCGAUGUUUUUGCAACGGGGAAUGUUUGCCGUCUGGCAUGGUUAACCUUUCAAACACAAGACAUGGUUUCCCAAUAUUUAUAUCACUGCCCCAUUUUUACAGAGCUGAUCCUUAUUACGGCAACUUGAUUGAAGGUAUGAAACCUGAUCCAAGUAAACACCAUUUUUCCAUCACGAUUGAACCAACUACUGGUAUACCAUUAAAGGUCGACGGCAAAAUCCAAGCUAAUUUUUUGGUGCAACCAGUUCCUGGCGUUGUGAUGUUUGAAAGCGCUCCAAAAUUCAUGCUUCCAGUCAUCUGGACAUCUCAGACCUAUGAAAUUGAAGGCAUCCAUGCAUUUAUCAUGCGACUGUUAGUUAAUUUUUCUGUGAUAUGUGUGACUCUAGGUUUAAGCAUGGUCGUGCUCAGUAUAGGCAUGUUCGCACUUAUUGUGUAUAAAACACAUAUCGAGAGACUACAUCAAAAGAAACUGAUGGGGUUUCUCAAAGAGCAAAACGUUCCUUUAAAAUCAGAUUUUCAACACACUUAGUCUAAUUUGAUAAUUAAUGUGAUCUUAUAUAUAAUUCAAAUUCAAUUGUGACAGAAUAAGAGUGAUAUAGCCUAUUUUACAAACUUAUGCGUGUGAUAAUUAGCUAAAAACGUGUUGUUAGUAUAUAAAUA
Molecule: messenger RNA, 3304 nt
Organism: Zophobas morio
Lineage: Eukaryota; Metazoa; Arthropoda; Insecta; Coleoptera; Tenebrionidae
Exons: 14
Coding region: 210-3173 (987 amino acids)
Cellular component (GO): membrane; cytoplasm
Molecular function (GO): scavenger receptor activity
Source: RefSeq, a predicted model, not a curated record